This is a messenger RNA of Hevea brasiliensis (rubber tree), 693 nucleotides long. RefSeq lists its product as uncharacterized. The coding region runs from base 82 to 579 and encodes 165 amino acids. The transcript has a single exon. The record is from RefSeq and is a predicted model, not a curated record. Lineage: Eukaryota; Viridiplantae; Streptophyta; Magnoliopsida; Malpighiales; Euphorbiaceae. Gene Ontology annotation, cellular component: oligosaccharyltransferase complex.
CAAUAAACAAGGUUACAUGUUAGUGCCUCCUCCCCUCAAGGAAAACCUUACAGAAUCACAGUUCAGGGAUUCAGAACCAAAAUGGCUUCCCAAACCCUAACGGACCCAACUCUGAUCUCUAUGGAUCCAAUUUUCCACAUCCUCAAAAUCGUACCUUUCUCCGUCCUCCGCCCUCCCCGCCUCCGCCUGAAGCUCCCCAGCUUUACUCUCCCCUCGCCGAUGACCGUAUUUGCGCUAGUCGUCUUGACCUACUUCAUGGUGGUUUCCGGCAUUGUCUACGACGUAAUUGUGGAGCCGCCAGGCAUAGGCUCUACUCAGGAUCCGGCUACCGGCUCUAUUCGCCCCGUUGUUUUCCUACCUGGUCGCGUCAACGGCCAGUAUAUCAUUGAGGGUUUGUCCUCUGGGUUUAUGUUUGUGCUUGGUGGAAUUGGAAUUGUGCUUAUGGAUCUUGCGCUGGACAAGAAUCGAGCUAAGAGUGUAAAAGUUUCGUAUGCCUCUGCUGGGAUUUCAUCGCUGAUCAUCGCCUAUGUAAUGAGUAUGCUCUUUAUUCGCAUUAAGAUCCCUGCUUAUCUUAGGUGAAUUGAGUUAAUGUGACUGGGUUUUGUAUGAGUUUUUUUGUUUGCCUUUUAUUUAUGUCAGUCGGACUAUGGAUUUUAUCAUUCAUCUGAAUGAUUCAGUAGUGUUUUCACUGAA